Messenger RNA from Zasmidium cellare ATCC 36951, 1704 nucleotides. RefSeq lists its product as uncharacterized. The record is from RefSeq and is a predicted model, not a curated record. Bases 1 to 1704 code for a protein of 567 amino acids. Lineage: Eukaryota; Fungi; Ascomycota; Dothideomycetes; Mycosphaerellales; Mycosphaerellaceae. The transcript has a single exon.
AUGGACCACGAGAGCCUACGAACGGCCUCGACAUACCUCAACAAUCUCUUGCAGGCGCGAGGAUUACUACGGAAUGGCGAGCCGGUUGAUUUCGUCAAGCCUUCGAAGGAGAGCCGAGCCCAGAUCAUCAACCUCGUUCACGACCUGAUACUACGCGAAGACCGCGACAAAGACCGACAAGACCAUGUAGCUCAGACUAUACGACACCUACGAUCGGAAGAUGCACGGAAAAUGCACGAAAUCGAACGUCUGACCAGCCAGAAUGAAGAGUCGGGCCGGGCAGCGGCGCAAGCCCAAGCAGCAGAGCGUGCUGCACAGAACGAGGUGAAGAAGGUGGAGAAGGCCAUGAAGGCGCUUCAGGACCAGGCGACAAAGCUCAAGACAACACUGGCGCAAGUCAAGACGCAGUGUACGAAUGAUGUGCGCAAACGAGAUCUGGAACUGGCGCGGCUCAAGACGUACUUGCAAGGACAACAGCGAGGCAACAGAGCGGGCAUGACAGCACCGAGUAUGACAGUGAAGAAGCAAAUCAAUGGUUCAUCAGCGCACAAUCUCGAAGACCCAGAGUACAGCUUGCGGCAAGAGACGACGGAGUUUCUGACACAACUAAGUCAAAGCCUCAGCGAUGAGAAUGACGGCUUGAUCAGUCUUAUUCGCAACGCGCUUGGUUCGCUAAGACCGCUGCUGGGUGUACCAGAAGGGACGAAGAAGCAUCCUGACAGCGCGAUGGGUAGUAUGGGAAGCGAGGAGGACAUCAAUGGCAAGCAGAAAGGUGCUCAUAGCAUGCUCCAUGCUUUGCCGACUUCGUACGAAGCGCUGUCUGCCGAAAUAGAAUCCACACUCGAGCAACUCAAGACCAUCCUGACAAACCCGAAUUUCGUGUCCAUGGAAGAGGUGGAGGUGCGAGAAGAAGAGAUUGCACGUUUGCGUGAGGGCUGGGAUCACAUGGAGAAGCGCUGGCGAGAUGUGUUGUUCAUGAUGGAGGGCUGGCUCAAACGCAUGAACACGGGUGAUAGUAUCAACAUCGACGACUUGCGACAAGGCAUGGGUCUCGUCUCACCAAACCGAGAACGAAACGAGGAGCGGGCGACAGCGGGCGACAACAGCUUGAUGGACACGUCAACGAGCGAAAUCAGACUGCCAGACAUCGAGGAGGUCACCGAGGCGAGCAAGAUACGCCUUUCUCCACCUGACCGGUCAGUCUCAACGAGAGGAAGCCCUCCAAAGAGGAAGCACGAUGUGCUCGAGCCGCCAGCGUUCUUCGAUUUGAGGCCGCCGACCAAUGCAAGCAAGUCCGCACCACCUUCUCCACCAAAGCAUGGAUCGGAUCCUCGCCCUGUGAGCUACAGUGACGAAGCAGCUUCUCUACCUUUGGACGAUGACUACGAGAGCGAAGACCUCGAAGUGCCUCAGAUGACAAUCGCAGAGAAGUUAAGCGCUGCUCAAGAAGAAGCGGAGCAAGCUGCAGCCAAUGCAGCCAAUGCACGUGAGAGUAAAGGCAAAGCUACUAGGCGAGAACAGGUACCGACGGCGAAAUUGAAUGGGAGCUUGGAUGAGCUAUCGAAUGAGAGGGACGAUGACACGCUGGGAAAGAUGCCGAGUCCGAUGGGGAAGAGGACGAAAAUCAAGGGCAGGCCGAAGAAGAGGAAGAGCACGUUGACUCCGGACGAGUUUGCGAGCUUGAUCGUUGGCGGUGAUGACUAG